AUAUUAAGUGUACUUUUAGGCGAAAGCAAAGGUAUUCCAAGACGCAUUGCCUUAAUUUUCCAACGAGUUGUAGAAUUAUUGGCUAAAUUAAUCCAAUCACCCGGUUUAUCAGCAUUUUCCCACGUUUCAUUGGCGUUGGAGCAACAAGUGGUUGUCUGUUUUAUAAACCAUUUUUUUUGUGAUCUGCUCUUGCCGAUUGAUCGCCUUCAGUAACAUUCACCAGUCUUGUGGAAUAUUCCGUGGGCACAGCAUCUGUCGAAAUGGCGUCCGGUAAAUUGGCCUUGAUUAGUGUAUCCGACAAGACAAGCUUGGUCCCCCUGGGUAAGCGUCUGCAGUCACUGGGAUUGAAAUUAGUGGCAAGUGGAGGCACAGCUAAGAAUCUCCGGGACAGUGGACUCAAUGUCAAGGAUGUGUCUGAGUUAACAGGGGCUCCAGAGAUGCUGGGUGGUCGGGUAAAAACCCUCCAUCCAGCAGUUCAUGGUGGUAUCUUGUCCAGGAACACCCAAUCUGACCAGGCAGAUUUGCAAAAACAGGGCUAUGAACUCAUUCAGAUUGUCGUGUGCAAUCUCUAUCCCUUCGUGGACACAAUCUCCAAGCCAGGAGUCACUCUUGAGAGUGCUGUGGAGAACAUUGAUAUUGGCGGAGUGACUCUCUUGAGAGCAGCAGCGAAAAAUCAUGCCAGAGUCACAGUUCUCUGUGAUCCCGAGGACUACGAAGCAGUUUUCCAGGAAAUCCAGACAAAUGGCGAUACAAAACUCGAGACAAGGCAGAGACUCGCCCUUAAAGCUUUCACUUGCACCGCUCUCUACGACGAUGCAAUUUCCGAUUACUUCCGGAAGCAAUUUUCAACUGGAAUUUCACAUCUUCCACUGAGAUACGGCAUGAAUCCUCAUCAGAAACCCGCUCAGCUCUUCACCACGCUCAAGGAACUGCCCCUGAAAGUCCUCAACAGUUCUCCAGGCUUCAUUAAUCUCUGCGAUGCUCUCAAUGGCUGGCAAUUGGUUCGGGAACUCAAAGCUGCUCUCAAUCUUCCAGCUGCCACGAGUUUCAAACACGUGUCUCCGGCUGGAGCUGCUGUUGGUGUUCCCCUGUCACGGGAACAGGCUCAGUUGUGCAUGGUUGAUGAUAUCUAUGAAUCUCUUACGCCGAUGGCGACAGCUUAUGCAAGAGCUCGUGGGGCUGAUCGCAUGUCGUCAUUUGGCGAUUUUGUUGCACUCUCCGAUGUCUGUGACGUGGCCACAGCAAAGAUAAUCUCACGCGAAGUAUCUGAUGGAAUUAUUGCACCGGGAUACGAGCCCGAAGCUCUUGAAAUACUCCGAAAGAAAAAGAAUGGAGCUUAUUGUGUCCUCCAGAUUGAUCCUAAUUAUGAGCCCAGCCUCAUGGAAAGAAAGACUCUCUUCGGUUUGCAAAUGGAGCAGCGUCGCAAUGAUGUGAAAAUCAACGAGAGUGUCUUUGCGAAUGUCGUAACGAAGGAGAAGAAUCUCUCACAGGGCGCAGUUAGGGAUUUAAUUGUGGCCACAAUUGCCCUAAAGUACACUCAGAGCAAUUCUGUAUGUUACGCCAAAGACGGGCAGGUAAUUGGAAUUGGCGCUGGCCAGCAAUCCCGCAUCCACUGCACUCGUCUGGCCGGAGACAAAGCUGACAACUGGUGGCUGCGUCAGCAUCCCAAAGUGGUAGGAAUGCAAUUCCGGAAGGGAGUCAAGAGGGCAGAGAUCUCAAAUGCCAUUGAUAAUUACGUUAAUAAUACCGUUGGCAAGGACAUGCCUCUGUCUCAAUUUGAAGCUAUGUUCGAAAAGGCUCCAAGUGCCCUAACGGCUCAAGAUCGGGAAUCUUGGGCUCGGCAACUGACUGGAGUAUCCCUGGCUUCGGAUGCUUUCUUCCCCUUCAGGGAUAACAUCGACAGAGCUCGCCAGUCAGGAGUUUCCUUCAUUGGAAGCCCGGCUGGUUCCACCAACGAUGCUGGUGUUAUUGAGGCUUGUAACGAACACGGAAUGGUUCUAGCUCAUACCAAUAUCCGGCUCUUCCAUCACUAAUUUCGCUUUGCCAUUUUCUGCAACUUUUCGAUUUUAUAAAAAAAAAAUGUUCCUUUUUUGAUUUUGUUAAAUAAAAUUUUGAUUCAAG
Molecule: messenger RNA, 2121 nt
Organism: Phlebotomus papatasi
Lineage: Eukaryota; Metazoa; Arthropoda; Insecta; Diptera; Psychodidae
Product: bifunctional purine biosynthesis protein ATIC
Exons: 3
Coding region: 261-2033 (590 amino acids)
Biological process (GO): 'de novo' IMP biosynthetic process
Cellular component (GO): cytosol
Molecular function (GO): IMP cyclohydrolase activity; phosphoribosylaminoimidazolecarboxamide formyltransferase activity
Source: RefSeq, a predicted model, not a curated record